AUGAGCACGCUGGGAACGCUUGGGGAUGAACAAAGCAUCAUCACAUCAAGCGACAUUCAGGGAGGUGCAAGUGUGGCAACCACAAACAUCGACGCUGCUGCUUCGGUCAUCCACACUUCAUUGAGCCACGAAACACACGGUACAGAGACCCCCAAUCAAGAGGAAGAUGCGCAGAGUGCUCAGUGUGACACUGCACGCAAACAACUUAAAGAGCUGCUCAACUCCAUGAACUGGUUGGCGCCGGGAUCAAAGUCGCAUCUCCAAAGCAUUGUCGACAAACAACCUGACAGCGAGAGUUCCAGCCAACUCAAAGCACGAAGUUUUGAGAAGGCAAACACAUGGUCCCUGACCUUCCUUAACCUCUUCCUUCCGGUGGACGAACUUUUCUCAAGCGCGUAUCUUGAUCAAUACGCAGAGGCGAUUGCGCUCGCUCUGGAAGCUGAUAGAACCAUCACUGAAGUCGACCUCACGGCUGUGCCUCUACAGGAGAAGCAAGCCAAACUCAUAGCCGCCACAGUCAUCACGUUGGAGCGCCACGUCGCCGUCAAGUUCCUGUUCACUGGCAGUGGGGUGAAAAAGGUGAACGGCAUCUUCAAGCGAUUGACAAAGGCGACCAAAGAUCUGAAGAAUGAGCUUGAUCGGAAAGCGGCACGACUCGAAGACAAUAAGAAGGCCAUGACGGAGUUGAAGGGCAAACAUUCUCGUGAAUGUGAGCGGCGAUGGGCAUUGCAAUUAGAGGAAGUGUUCAAUUUGAACAUUCCAUCGUCUCGGUUCACGAACAAGAAACCUCACAAAGACGUUGGAGGAAAUCCGGUUCGUGGCGCAUUUGGUGCCCUCUACAAGGCAGAGCUGGCUGACCAUCCUGUGGCCCUGAAGCAGCUCACCGAAGUGACAGAGCGCCCGCGUGUCACUGACAUCUUGUCUAGCGUCGACGGCUCGCAGGACUUUUCAGAUCACUUGAAGCGAAUACUUCGCGAGGCGCGCAUCCUGCUCUCUCUUCGCCAUCCCAACAUCGUGCACUUCCUUGGCCUCACCCACGAUGAGCAAAGCCACACGCUGGCCUUUGUGCUGAGCUGGGCGGAGAACGGCUCCCUGUAUGAUGUCUUGCACGUGGUGAAGAAGCAGCUCGACGAGGCAACACGCCAUCGCAUUGCGUUUGAGGUGGCCUGUGCCAUGGCGUUCCUCCACGCCCACAACGUCGUGCACCGCGACCUCAAAUCGCCAAACGUGCUGCUGGAUGCAUCCCUGUCCGCCAAGGUGACGGACUUUGGCAUGAGCACCUUCAAGCCAACAGACAAGUCCGUGCUGACACAUGGAGGUGGCACACCGCUGUGGGCGUCACCCGAGCAGCUACUUGGGCAGGAACUCCGCAUGGACACGGACGUGUUCUCUUUCGCCGUUCUGUUGUGGGAGCUGUUGUUCAACACCAAGCCAUGGCACCACGGUAAUUAUGCCUCCGCAAGUGGUGCGUCUCUGAUUGUCAUUGCCAACGCGUAUGACAAGGGCGAAUACCUUCCACUCAACGCUGAGAUCAACGGUCGCAGGCUGAGCCAUGCGGUGCAGCAGGUGCUUGGUCAGUGCUUCGAUGUGGGCGGCAACCGGCCAUCUUUUGUACAGCUUCAAGGUACGCUGCAGGACCAGUAUGUCGCCGUACGUGACCAACAGGCUGUCGACAUGGCGAAGCAACACAGGCUGCUGCACGGCCCUGCCGAUGCUGUGUGGAAGUGGCAGCCGAAGGACUUGGAUCCACUUCGGUCCCUCUUUGUGACUCAUCCAACACGCGCGUCAGUGCGCAUUGCUGCUGUUGGCGCUGCACACGACACGGCCAUCGCCAUCGUCAAACAGAUGAUCACGGAAGCUGGUGGCCGCUCGAGCGAUGAGGCGACAGCCAAUCCUCUGCAGCCCUUUGGCAAGACCGUUGUUGGCGUCGCUGUUGUGCAGUGCAGCCAGAAGAAUGCUGCCUUCAACGGCGCUGUGCACCGCAACCAAACCCGUUAUCGUGGCCACAUGAGCAGCGCCAACCACCCGUUCCACCCCAAGUACGCACUUCAGAUGGGCGAAGACGGCAAGCUACUCCCAAGUGGUAUCCCCGUCAAUGCCGAGAAGUCAGCCGUCCUUGCUCGCGUCACCCUGCAUCCACCACCCACAACUGCUGCUACCGCUAGCGCGCCACCGUACAAGUUGUUGGAUCAGUUCAUGAUGCAGCCUGAUGUGCGUCUUCGCCUGCAGCGCGUGUUCCACGGCGUGCCGUCCUUUGCGGUGGCCAUGAGCAUCUUGGGCGGCGAUUUCGCACAGCUGCAGAAGCUUGAUGCCGGCUGGUACGGCGCUGGCUUCUACUUCACGCCAGACCUCGAUUGCGCCCUUGAGUACAGUCGCGCGUGCCAUGAUGUGCCGGAUGUGCUGCGAAACCUGAACUUGCCUGCAGGCAAGCAGUUGCGGGUCGUGCUUGUGUGCGACGUGCAGUAUGGCAACCCAUACCCAGUGCUGAACACGUCCUUCAACGGCAAGCCGCUCGUUCGCACCCAUGACGCUCAUGUCGCCGUGGUGAACUUUAGCACCGGCAACAUCCUUCACGCCAAACCUCUCAAGUCGUCCAAGUGGGCCAGCAAGCGCACGGCCGCCGAGAUUGUAAUCAACGACCCGUCCUGCGUCCUCGUGCGUGGCAUUCUUGUGUUUGAAGAUGACACUCCUGCGAGCCAGCCAAGCUCUUCAACCCCUUGAUCCUGUCAGCCCGUCCCGUCCUGCCGCAUCGAAACGCGUUGCAAGCACUCCAAGUUCCCCGUGCUCUUUGUGUUGCCCCCUCACAUUGGGCGCGUUGCUCCCUAGCUCUUUGUGUUCUUUCCCCGUGUCAAGGUGUCAGUUCACUUCAGUGGCGCCUCUAUCCUUCCCUCUUGUGUUGUUGUUCAUGCGUUCUGACAGCACCCAACUUCCUUUCAUCAUACCCCGUGCCUCGUCUUUCGUUCUUUCGUUGACUUCCCACUCGUUCACAAAGCAACUCGUUGCAUAGAGUUCUUUCACUGUUGCUCUUUGGCUGUUCUUCUGUUCUCUGCGACACCUGUUGCAGUGUUGCCCGCAGAAGACCUGUCCUUCUCCUGCUCCUACCACCCUCCCACCAUCCUGCUCUGUCCUACAGUCCUACUCCUAGUACACUUCCAGGCAACAGCAAA
Messenger RNA from Salpingoeca rosetta, 3167 nucleotides. Its product is annotated as TKL protein kinase. Gene Ontology annotation, molecular function: ATP binding; protein kinase activity. NCBI's taxonomy places the organism in Eukaryota, Choanoflagellata, Craspedida, Salpingoecidae. Bases 1 to 2721 code for a protein of 906 amino acids. The record is from RefSeq and is a predicted model, not a curated record. Gene Ontology annotation, biological process: protein phosphorylation. The transcript has 9 exons.